This is a messenger RNA of Malaya genurostris, 1696 nucleotides long. RefSeq lists its product as uncharacterized. The transcript is spliced from 3 exons. The coding region runs from base 363 to 1451 and encodes 362 amino acids. Lineage: Eukaryota; Metazoa; Arthropoda; Insecta; Diptera; Culicidae. The record is from RefSeq and is a predicted model, not a curated record.
ACACAACAAAUCGCGGUUGAACAUCGAUCAUUUUGCGGUGCCGCCGAUGGCUUCAUAUGUGCUCGAAUCCAUUUGUUGAACCGGACAGUAUUACGUCGGGAGUGAACCGACCGACCGCAGCCUAGACAGGAAGGAAAGUUCGCCGAGCGGAGUCGUAUGCAAUCAGUUUAAGAGCAGUGCCGGUGGGACGCGGUAUUAUCGUGGUGACAGUUUGAAAACAACGAAAAAAAAACGCCAGGGUUCCGAGGUUCCGAGCUUUCACGCGGUACGUUCCGAGAAUGUUUUUGUGGUCUGAUGACUGCCACUGAUCCGCAGCAGCUGUAACGUUUACACGAGCAGAGUUUAGUCCGUGUGUAGCUUAAAUGGGUUUCUUGAUUGAUCAUCGUCGAAGAGUGCUUGAUCUGCGGUGGCCAGUGUUGUUAGUAGCGUUCCUUCAAGCUGGGCUAGCUUUGGGCGAAGGAAUAAAACUACCGGAUCAAACGAACGAAGCGCUGGCAAAGACAAACGUCGCAAAUCCAGCUCCGGUGGUAGAACCUGUCGAUGGUGAAGGUCGCCGUCAGGGCAAACACCUGCUGGACUUUGUAGGCUUAGGAACGGGUCCUAACGUGGAUCCCUAUUUGGGACGUACCAACGCACAGUGUUUGAAUGGGGAGCUUGCUGACUGUUUCAAAUCACAAGCACUCAAUACAUUUGCGGAGUUUUUUGCCAAGGAUAACUAUCAGUUAACAACCGCAGCUCGAAUCGUCCGGCUACCGGAAACUCAAGUACGCUCGCUCCAGUAUGAAGGUUUCGAAUAUUCCGAAGAGCCACGUCAGGUGGAUUCGGAAUGGGAGCAGCUGUUCAAGUUUACUCUUCGUCAGCUAGAGCGCUUUGUCAAAUCAACUGCACUGGAGUUUGAAAUUCCGGAGGAUUUCACGGAAGGUGGCCGCUAUUCGGCACGUUUCAUCGAUGAAAUCUCGGAUGAAAUCGAUGUCAUCGAAGACAAGAAGGCCCCUCUAUUCACCCGUCACCGACUGAAGAAAAUUUUCAUCCCACUGCUGAUCAUCCUGAAGAUAUUCAAGCUCAAACUACUGCUGUUCUUACCGGUUAUCCUAGGUUUGGCCAGCUUCAAGAAGCUACUCGGAUUCGCCGCUAUCAUUAUCCCGGGUGUCAUCGGGUAUCUGAAACUUUUCCGCCCAAAUCAGAGCUGCUGUAGUAAUGAUCUGUUUGCCAAUAACUACCAGCCGCAAUACUCCCCGCAGGGACUUGGUUCGGUGAGCUACAAUCCCUUCAAACCCUACCAGAACCAUUACUCGCGGCAACCGGAACCAAACUUUGCUGCCCCCUACGGUAACUAUUACCGAGAUGGAUCGGACCUGAAGGGAGGCAGUGUGAAAUUUGGUGAUGAACAGGCCUACCAAGGAUAUUCCGAGUACCGUAGCAACGAUAAGGAUAUUAAGGCGCAAAACUAAUUUGCAGAUGCAGAUUGCCAGUAGAUUUUAGACAAAAUAACAACAAAUUUUACAAGAAGCUGUAAAAAAAUAGUCUAGUGAGGAUGAAUGAGUGAGAGUGCUGAUCAUGUUGCGAUUGCUUUGAGAUUCUUUUAAAUAUUACCCGAUAGUGUGUUCGUUGCCUUGCAAAUUACCAACCGAACCAGUGAUAAUGUAAAUAUUUAUACUAGAAGAAUAAGUAAAAUUUCGCCCGAAUUCAUUACAAA